CCGGGCCGAGCCGAGCGGCCCCCGCUGCCGGCAUGGUGCAGCAGGAGCCUGCCGGGGCGCUGGGGCUGGUGGUGGCGGGGGAGGCCGCUGCUGCCGCUGCCACCGCCGAGGUGCGGCUGUCCCGGCGUCGCUGGGCCGUGGUGCUGCUCUUCAGCAGCUACUCCCUGUGCAACGCCUUCCAGUGGAUCCAGUAUGGCAGCAUCAACAACGUCUUCGUGCGCUUCUACGGCGUGAGCGCCUUCGCCAUCGACUGGCUCUCCAUGAGCUACAUGGUCACCUACAUCCCUCUGCUCUUCCCCGUCGCCUGGCUGCUGGACAAGAGGGGCCUGCGCCUCAUCGCCCUGGCCGGCUCGGUCCUCAACGCCCUGGGCGCCUGGGUGAAGCUGGGCAGCCUGAAGCCGCACCUCUUCCCCAUCACCGUCCUGGGGCAGGUCAUCUGCUCCCUGGCCCAGGUCUUCAUCCUGGGCAUGCCCUCGCGCAUCGCCUCUGUCUGGUUUGGCCCCCGCGAGGUCUCCACUGCCUGCUCCAUUGCUGUCUUUGGGAACCAGCUCGGCAUUGCUGUGGGCUUUCUGGUCCCUCCAGUUCUGGUUCCCAAUGUGGAGGAUGUGGAGAAGCUGGCCUACCAUAUCAGCAUCAUGUUCUUUGCAACUGCAGGCGUGGCAACAGCCCUAUUCAUCCUGGUUGUCAUAGUCUUUAAGGAGAAGCCCACAUACCCUCCGAGCCGAGCUCAGGCCUUGAUCCGGUCAAGACCAACAGAGGAGUAUUCCUACGUGCAAUCAAUCCUCUGUCUGCUCCGCAAUGGCAACUUUUUGCUGCUUAUGGUCACUUACGGUCUGAAUACAGGUUGCUUCUACGCCCUGUCCACUCUGCUGAACCGCAUGGUGAUCCGUCACUACCCAGGGGAGGAGGUGAAUGCUGGCAGGAUUGGACUCACCAUUAUACUGUCGGGGAUGGUUGGGGCUCUGAUCUCCGGCAUCUGGUUGGACAGAACCAAAACCUACAAACAGACAACACUAGUCGUCUAUAUCAUGUCUCUGGUGGGAAUGAUAGCCUAUACCUUCACUCUGAGCCUAGGCCACCUCUGGGUGGUCUUUGUGACUGCAGGCAUGCUGGGGUUUUUCAUGACAGGAUACCUUCCCCUGGGCUUUGAGUUUGCUGCAGAGUUGACAUACCCAGAAUCAGAAGGAACAUCAUCAGGGCUCCUUAAUGUCUCAGCACAGAUUUUUGGUAUUGCCUUCACCAUCAGCCAAGGGCAAAUCAUGGAUCGCUUUGGGACAAAGGCAGGAAACCUCUUUCUUUGUUCCUUCCUGUUCCUGGGGACUGUUAUGACAGCAUUUGUUAAGGCUGAUCUCCGAAGACAGCAGGCCAAUUUGGAUAAUGAACAGACAAGACUCCAAGGCAGCAAUCAGAUCACGGAUUACGGGACUGUACCUUGUAAUCCUAACCCCAUCAAUUCCCAUUCCUGCUCACUAGCUCAUACACAAAGAAAGCAAUGCCAGAAGCCUGCACCGAUCCCAUAGUUGAGGAAUCAAAGCUGUGAAAUGCAGGGCUGGCAGAGCUGGGAGAUGCAGCCCCCCUCAUUCCCAUCUUUGCUACCUAUACCGUCCUCCUGUAACAUGCACACCAUGGCAGGGGGGGCAGCCUCAGGACAGGAGCCCAGUGAACUGCUUGUGGAGAGUGUGAAACAGCAAAACAAGGAGUUGCUCUCUUCAGUUGUACCUCUGCAUCUUGCUGUUUUGGAGACUUUGCUGCUUGGGAGGAAAAGUUGGGAAAACCCACUGCUUCCCCUCCAUCCCACCAUGUAUGCUUGGAAAAGAAAAAGCACACGUGCUGGGAAAAGCCAUAGUUCCAGGCUAGCCCUGAGCACAUGAGGGUGGCACCCUGCAUGUGGCUGUGUCUUCUCUUACAGACAAGGUGUGACAUGAAAUGCAGAAGCUGGACCACACUUACUCUGUGAGCAGCCCUGGAAGAGCUUUCAGGUGGCCCUCAGCCUGUGAUGCUCUGUGUUGUACAGGUGAUGGUAGGGGCCCCAGCAUAUCACCAGCAAAUGCAAAGCAGUGCAUCUGUCACUGCCAGCUCUGGUUUUAUUAUGUGGCUGUCCCAGAUGAAGCACUCAGUCUGUGGAUAAACCUCUGCUCAAAAUUCACUGAAGUUGCCCUGAUGUUCCUAUAUACUAGGAGUAAUUGAGAGAUACCAAUAUGCCUCCUUCUACCUGGAGGCAAGGACUAGUUCUGCAGCUUAUGUUGAAGCUACAGCCUAAGCCCAGCUCAUCACUACACUAGCAACAGGAAUCAAACCACAAGCUCCUUGGGCUGAGGACUGUGUCUUCCUCCUUAAUGAUUAUAAAGUGCCUUUUGCAUGUUUCAACACUACAAAUUUUUUUUUUUGUGAAGUGUUAUAUUAAGAUAACCAGCCAAGGCUGUGUUGUUCUUCACAGCCACAGAGAGGGGCUUGAGUAUGAUGGGAAUCCAGAUUUGCUCCAGUGUGGAAGCUUCCCACUUUAUAAUAGAGAAAAGGAGAAGAAUCCCUCUUACCAGCAUUUGUGUCUUAUAGACAUUGCUCCUCUGUAUGCUGCUGUUUAUCUUCUAAAUGCAAAUGUAGAUCCUUAUAUCCCUUCUCCUUC
Molecule: messenger RNA, 2623 nt
Organism: Harpia harpyja (harpy eagle)
Lineage: Eukaryota; Metazoa; Chordata; Aves; Accipitriformes; Accipitridae
Gene: FLVCR2
Product: FLVCR heme transporter 2
Exons: 11
Coding region: 33-1520 (495 amino acids)
Biological process (GO): transmembrane transport; heme export
Cellular component (GO): membrane
Molecular function (GO): heme transmembrane transporter activity; heme binding
Source: RefSeq, a predicted model, not a curated record